Mustela lutreola (European mink) is the source of this 6697-nucleotide messenger RNA. RefSeq lists its product as uncharacterized. The transcript has 9 exons. Lineage: Eukaryota; Metazoa; Chordata; Mammalia; Carnivora; Mustelidae. The coding region runs from base 1361 to 2266 and encodes 301 amino acids. The record is from RefSeq and is a predicted model, not a curated record.
AACCCGCCUGCCCUUCGUAACGUCCAGUGAACACGCGUGCGGACAGCAGCAAAGUGGAGAAGCCCGCCUCAUUCUCCAUUCGUGCCAUCGGACAGUGGAGACGUCACCUGCCAGGGCUCCCGGCUGGCGGAGGAUCCCUUCCUGACCCUGUAACCGUGCUGUAGCCUCCUGCUCGGGCCGGCCCAGGCUCGGCACCAGCCAGACGUCCUGACAGGUGCGUGGGUCCCCCGACCCCAGGCUCCGGCAGGAGGGACACAGAGCCCGACUCCCAGGAUAAGGUGCAGGGGUGAGCGGGGUGGGCCUUGAGCCUGAGGGCCGCGCCCCGUGCGGCGAUCAGAGCACCUCCAUGCUUGGGGCCCCCGAACCAGAUGCGCGUUGUUCCCCGCCCGCCCCCGGCUGCCCCUUCCCAGUGGAGUUCCCGUGAGCUGGCGGGAUGGGAGGGGGGUCCCCCUACAGCAGCCGCGUCUGUAGGACCCCAGAGCCCACGCGCAGCCGGUGCCCGCUGCCACCAGACUGAGGCCAGAGCCAGGGCUCCGGCCUCCUGCCGACGCGGACGACGCCCGGACUGUGGCUCACGCCUGUGUGACCGUUUGCUUCGCUCUGGCGGGGGAGCUUACGGGUUUGAGACCGCUCGUCCACUUCGUCAGUGGCUCGAGUGUGACACACGUGUUGUCGUCCUGGGUCUCGUCCAGACUAUGGCAGUGGGAGGGAUCCGGAAACCUGUUUCCUUCUGAUGACCCGGAACGUAGAAUGUUCUGGAAUCGACUCCAGGGCAUCCAGAGUCUGGUAGUCUCCUUUCAGGACGGCCGGAGUGCCACGUCGGGGGGUGUGGGUGGGGAGGGGAUCCACACCCUCUGGAGCUGCCGACGCCUCUCCGCGGAGGGGACGGUCCUCACCCCCGUGCCGCACGCCCAGCGAGGGGAGCAGAGGUCUUCUGUCGCUUGGCGUACGGCUCGCCUUUAGCAUCCGGAACGGGGUAGUAACGUCCUGGGCAGUGGUGAGGGCGGGGGGUGGGGACGGAAGCGGGGGUCCGCAGACUCAGGGUCAGCCAGCACCGUGACCUUGGCCUCCUCACCUCCUGGCUGGCGGUCACCUGUUCGCGCAGCCGGCGCCGACACGGGCCCUUGGGUUUCGCGUUAUUUCGGUGUUUUAUGCCUGCAGUCCCAGAGCAGCUGGAGGACCCCAGACAUUAACCCGGAGGUAGAAGACCCCGUUUUUAAACGUCCACGUCUUCAGUCUCCAAAUUCCCUGUGGACAUUCGCCUGGGAACACGUUUCCUGUACCUUGUAACCCUCCCAGUCACGGAGACAGUAGAAGGCGGAACCACCAGAGCGAGAGGCCACACGUCCGCGUGUCUUUGAUGAAGACGCCUGAGAGCAGACGCCCUUCACCCCCAUCCUGCCUCCUGGCCUGCGGGGGGCUGUCGUGGUCCUCGUCACAGGGGGGACAGCACAAGGACCAGGGACGGCGGGGCACGCGGCCUCCCACACAGUCCAGGCCACCUGCAUCCGGACGGCUUCUCAGAGCGGCCGCACCAGCUCGCAUCCCCACCAGCCGUGCAGGAGGCUCCCCUUGCUCCGCAUCCUCGCCAGCACCUGUCGUUUCGUGUAGAGCCGAGCUGUGGAGAGAGCCGAGAUGCCCUUCAGCAGACGCGGACAGAGAAGAUGUGGUCCGCGUACGCAGUGGGGGGGACUCCAACGUCAGGAUGAACGCCUGCGUUUGCAUCGACACGGACGGGCCUGGUGAGGUGGGUGGCCAGUUCUGGACGCAGCCGGUGGUGUUCUGUGAGCAGCGUCCUUCACAGGGCGCAAGGCUUCUGGACUCGUCCGUGUGGCCACGCGGCGUCGCUGUUACGGCAAGGAAGCUUGUCUUCUGUGGGUGGAGCACGUUUCUGCCCUUCGGGGGUGGCCCACCUGCCCGCCGUAGUGGACGACACCGCCGCAAUCUCCUGCGCACAUUCUCGCGUGGACACGUGGUCUCCCUCCUCUCAGCUUUUGCCAGCUCUGUACAGCUGGGCCGGUGUUUCCACCUGGGAUCAGAGAGCGCGUCUACGUGUUCGUCAGAAGCCGGCAGGUGCCUUCCGUUGCUUGCUGCCCGUCCUGCUCUGCCCCACGGACCCUCGCUCCUUUCCCGGAUCGGUCCCCUCCGUUCGGGGGCGGCGGAUACCCGUUGGCCCAGCCACGAUCACGGAGUUUCUCGGCUGCUCGCACCGGGCCUUCCACUGCUGCCGUCUGUCGCAACGAUAGAUGACGUGUCCGAUCAUUAACCGGUUUGCGGCUUUAAAUGCGUCGUACAUCAGGGAUCUGGUCUAGCCUUGGCCUCCGCGACGUGGUCCCUUCGCUCCGUCUGUCAUUCGUCGUUCCGUGGAGAGAGGGUGUCCUGCUUGGCCGUGUGCAUGUUUCUGAGUUGCAAGGCUCAGGCUCCCGUCGCGUCCGGACCCGUGGUGGGACAAGCGUCUGGUCCACCAGGCCGUGGAAGAGCCGGCCUCAUGGCUUCCCGCCGCAGUCUCGGGCCGUGGAGAGUUCGCUCCCGCACGGAUCUGAUCUCGUCUCUCCACACAGUGCGCCGGCCGGCCCGGCACCGUGUGCUACAGUGUCCGUCUUGUCUACCGGCUGGAGAGGAUGUGUGUCUGUCCACACUGGGCUGCGUCUGCGCUCUGUGCGCCGGCCGGCUGGUGAGCUGAGCAACGUGCUUCGGCUGGAGUGUGUCGCGUGUUCACUGGUCCUUUACGGAGACCCCGUGAAUGUCGCACAGCAGCUUGGAGCCCUGACAUCUGGUGACUCCGAAGCCACACCCAGUGACCGUGGGAGCUGCCCGUGUACUCACGUCCACCGUCUGGUUGCUUGUGGCUGCGUAGCUGACCGUCUGAGACACGGCACGUUAAAACCCCGUUUGUGAGCCCAGAUUCACCGGACUCGGCUUCACACCAGGAGUGGCCGGCCCGGAGAGCCCUUGCUCCCUGAGAGGCCGGUUGGAGGACAGUGACCUUGUCUGCGCGUCCGUGCGCCCGAGCUUUUCUGUGUCUCCUCACACCGGUGUCAGACCCGUCUGGGCAUGUCUGCUUGCAAGCUGCUGACUCUUUCCUUCCUGUCGUCCGUGUGCUCUCCCCUCCUCUCCCCCGCCACGGGGUCACUGUGUCUGCACGUGACGGUGACUGCUGUUCGCAGUGACGCUGACCGACAUGCAGCAGCAGAGACCACGGGGAAGCCGCGGGCAUCCCUCAGAAGGGCCCCGUCCGGACAUGCCGGUCUCUGUCGGGGCCGACCCCACACUGGAGAGCGCUCAUGCCCCUCGGUCACCCGAAGCACUUGUCAUCACAACGGUGCUGGAUUUUGUUAGGUUCUCCUUUUUCUCUGGCGCGUCUAUGGAGGUCGUUGCAUAGUUUAUUUUAGACUCAUCAUAGGAUAUUGAGAGAUUUCCCAGGAUCGAACCAUCCUUACGUGUUGUUGGCCAUGAUUCUCUGAUUGCUGGGAUCUCUUGGCCAGUAUUUUGAAAUUUACAUUAAUGUUCAUAAGCGAGACUGAUCUAAAAUUGUCUUCUACGUAUGGAUGUUUGUCUGUAUCAGUUUUUUGUUUUCUGUAUGUGUGUGUGUGUGUUUUUAAAGAUUUUAUUUAUUUGACAGUGCAAGAGAGCACAGCAGGGGGAGAGGCAGACGGAGAGGGCCCAGCAGGCUCCCUGCCAAGCAAGGAGCCGGAUGUGGGACUCGAUCCCAGGACCCAGAGAUCAUGACCUCAGUUGAAGGCAGUCGCUUCACCAACGGAGCCCCCAGCACCCCAUCUGUGUCAGUUCUAGGAGGGCUUCGGGGUCCGCCCAGCCGAGCACAGAGCUGGGAGCCGAUAGUCGUCCUCGUCGUUCUCGGCGCCGGGGCAGCAAGGUGUUCUGAGGCGUCUGGCGUGAAAUGCAGGAUCUGGGAAACCAAACCCAGUCCGUGACGUGUUAGCUGUCUCAACACGGUCACCUCGUGGUUGUCAGGUUUUGCCUGAUGCGUUCCCAAGUGCCGUGUGGUACCUGCGUGUUCCUGACGGUCCCCCCGGCCCGGCUGUUCGCGGCCUCACGUUCGUCCGUCGGAGGACGCCUUCUCUUCACCCCCAAAUGUGGCAGAGCCUUCGGCCGUUCUCCAGCGUCUGGAUUCUCUCUACCGUCUUCUCAGUUCCCUCAGCUGAAGCCCGGGGCUGUGCUCCUGGCCCCGCUGCAGGUGCACCUCCCCGCUCCCACGGGGGCCAGAGGGAGACAGGCCCCCUGCCCUCGCGCCUUGCCAGGCCCCCGCAUGGCCACGAGCUCCACGAGCUGGGCGGCCCCUGCGGUCACCCGCACCAGGUGUCGGGCACGCCCUGGCCCAUGGCUUCCUCCCACUCUGGUCCCCGUCCCCCAGCGUGGCCUUCUUCCUCCCUCAGUUUGAGACCCCAGUUCGGGGGCCAUUGUGGCCCCCUAGCAUACCUGUUCCCGGAACCAGCGCAGGAGAUACCCACCUGCCUGGAACGUCUCCAGCUUCCCAGCUGCACCGUGGCCUGGUGUUAGGGACAGGGGCUCCGUCUGGCUCUGUUCCUGGGAGGGACGGUGUCUCUGGACAGGUGCAUGUGGCCUCUUCCUCCUGGUGCCUCGGUGCUGCGCCCCUGGAGGUGGUCUCACUUCCUCUCCCUGUGGAGCUUGCUGGGGCCUUUCCUCCACGCCAACUGCCGGCCCCACCGAGCUGUGGAAAGCCCAAGGGAGCCCUCUGUGAGGUCGUGUGCAGGCGCGGCGAGUGCCAGACCCAGGGACUUCAGACCAGUACAACCCAAGAGGGCCCAGUUCCGUAUAGCCCAGCCCACUGGAGCCCAGUAUAGCCCAGUGGAGCCCAGCUCCCUGUGCCCUGGGCACAGGGCAGGGGAGGGAGAGUCAGGGACUCGCGGACACCGACGGCUGGGCUGGAAGAGGACCGCGUCCCGGGGUGGGCGGUGGCAACCGUGGGCCCCGGAGUGCCUGCUCCGUGCCGCUGGCCUGUCCACCUGAAAACGGCUACGAGAGUACGUUUCACGUCACGUGUUUCACCGCGGUUACGGCCAGUACUAGCAGUCGGCGGCUGCAGUUACUGUUUGCCGUGAUUUUGCUUUUACUGCAGAAUUCUGCAAGAAAAAGCAAUAGGACUAAAUUCCUGCAAUUCAUAAACCCGUAAGCGUAGUCUGUGGCCGUGUGAAGCCAUCACAGACCUCGGGGACUUCUGUGUGGUCCACGGGUGACCCGCAGCCACAGCGCAGCAGGCUGCACCACAAGGGGCACACGGCGCAAACCCCCCUCGAACUGUCCCGAAGCUCCGUGAGGCCGGUGGGGACCCGGGCCGACUCCCCCAGAUGCACCUGCGGAUGGCCUGGCCCCGCGCCUCAGUCCUCCAGCCUAGGCAUGAGGCCGCCUGAGACAUCCAGGGUGCCACUGGGAGAUCACGAUCCCUGGGGGGGGUGGUACGUGCUGGCCAUUCCCCCGGCAGGGCCCAGCGGUGCGUGUCGUGUGGUCUCUCCGGAGCACGGGACGGGAGCCCCACAACUGGAAGCCUGUCUGCGUGUGCGCGUGUGUACACAUGCCGGAGGUCCACGUACCUCGAGGCUACGGAUCCCACCUGACCUCGUGUAACGGGCACAGAGUACGUAGCCCAACAAGUAUUACCAGGUGCUGGGAACGUAGUGUUUUUGGGGAGGACAGGUUUGGCAGGUCUGGGUGACCCCGUAAGAGCACAUGGCGGGGAGAGCCAGGGGCUGAGCCCAGGGAGGGCCCCAGCGAUGUGCGCUCCUCACGCUUGCCGGCCUGUCUUCCCUAACGCCCGGUCACACCCUCGCUGGCCCGCCGCCUGGUGAUCCAGGCCUUUCCUGGGGCCACGCUGCCUUUGGAGUUUGGAGACAACAGAUACCCAAAGGCCUCCACAGGGAACGUCCAGCUCUCACCAUCGGAGGGGCCGCUCAUGCUGGCCUUGAACCUGCAGCCGCUGCGUUCACCUGUUCCCGCUGCACACGGGGUCGCGCAGGGCCAUCUUCCCUCCCCACCGGAGGACACCAGUCAGCAGCCAGCGGGCAGUGACAGCUCCUGUCCUCCAAGUGUCCUUACGUGGCCUGUCCCGUCGCAGCGGCCACUUCCUCUUUGCAGGAAAACCUUCAGGAGAAGGUUCCUCUGCUUCCUCCCGUCCUGUUCUGCUCAGCCCCGUGCCAGCCAGGCCCACGCCAGCCGUCCCUCCCCUGUUCACCCCACCCCCAGGCCCCCAACCUCCCCCAGCCCCUACCCAGCCAGGGCUGAGUAAUCACUUCCAGAGCCACCGCCUACAGGGAGCCCUCCUGCCUUUCUCCCUCUUUUCUGUCGGCCUCUUGAUCCUCAGAACCUCUCCGCUGUCAUGUUCUGUCCGUGGACGAGCUCACCUGUCCCUCGGGUUCCAGCCACAUCUGUGCUCACCGGCAGCCCAGCCCAGAGUGCUGCCGGCCUCUGAUGUCCCCCGUGGGAUCUUGAACACCGCGCGACCGCAGCUCCGUCCCCGAGAGACUCGGGCGUUGUGCACCGUCUGCACGUGGGCCCUCGCGGUCUGGUGUUCCGGGGACUGCCGCCGCCGGGCCGGGCCGGCGCAGGGACAGCAGGAGCUGCAGGACGGUGACAGAGUGGCGGAGGUGAUGGCAGUUUGCUCACGAAGCUGUGGUUUUAGAAAAGUUAUUUUUCGUGAAAUAAACUGUUAAUGCGUGGCGGA